ACCUCAGUUUGGGAUUCGUUGGCCAAAGAAAUUGGUCAAAAUGUACAAAUUUGCGUUUCUGCUCGCUCUCUCCAUCGGCUUGGCUCUUGCCAAACACGAAGAAUACAAUGGAUCCGUCGUGUAUCAAGUUAAGGUAGCCAAUAUGGAGCAGGCGCAACAAGUUUAUGCAUUAGAGAACAAAUUGGGUUUGGAUAUGUGGUCGUACGCUGCGCCCUCCAGGCCCGGUUUGGUUCUCGUUCCCAGACCCAUGCGUCAACGGUUCCAGACUGAAGUUGCAGCUCUUGGAGCGCAGUUAGAAAUUCAAAUUGGAAACGUCAGGGAGGCUAUUGAAUUGGAAGAGAAAAUGUUGGCGGCAGCAGCGUCUCGUAACAGCAGCCGAAGCGGCCGUCUUACUUUGGACAAGAUCUACCGUUAUGCUGAGAUCAACGCCUACCUCGACGAGCUGGCUGAGAAAUACGAAACAGUGACCGUUGUGUCGGCUGGCAAGAGUUUCGAAGGCCGUGACAUCAAAUACCUGAAGAUUUCCACCACCAAUUUUGAAGAUCUAAGCAAGCCUGUUGUCAUGGUACAGUCCAUGCUUCACGCUCGUGAAUGGGUAACUUUACCAGCGACCCUCUACGCCAUCGAGAAAUUGGUUGUCGACAUCACCGACAAGGAUUUGGUUGACAAAAUUGACUGGAUCAUCGUACCCAUCGCCAACCCCGACGGAUAUGAAUUCAGCCACACCAACACCCGUUUCUGGAGGAAGAACCGCUCUACUGGCCAUGUUAUUGGAAACUUGUGCCAGGGUGUUGACCUUAACCGCAACUUUGACUUCAACUUUGGUUCACUUUCUAGCAACAGCCCUUGCUCCGAAACCUUCCACGGCCCUGGACCUUUCUCUGAACCAGAGAGCUUGGCCAUCCGUAACAUUGUUCUUGGUAACAUGAACCGUAUCGAAUUGUUCCUCGAUAUCCACAGCUUCGGUAGUUUGAUUCUUUAUGGAUACGGCAGCGGCGACCUGCCCGCCAACGCUCUCACUCUCAACGUAGUCGGUGUAAGAAUGGCACAGGCCAUCGAUGCCGUCAAAUGGGAAUCCCACCCUAACUACCGUGUUGGUAACGUUGCUAUGAUUCUAUACACAGUAUCUGGCAGCGCUCCUGAUUACGUCCAAGCUAUUGGUAUUCCUCUUUCGUUCACGUACGAAUUGCCAGCUUACAGAAACCAAAACAACAGUCUUAACGGUUUCUUGGUAGACCCUGACUUCAUUGAACAAGCUGGUGUUGAAACUUGGGAAGGUAUCAAGAAUGGUGCUCAAUGGGUGCUACAAAACACCAGAAGGAAGUAAUUUUAUUACAAACUUAUCUC
Papilio machaon (common yellow swallowtail) is the source of this 1347-nucleotide messenger RNA. Its product is annotated as carboxypeptidase B. Bases 41 to 1327 code for a protein of 428 amino acids. Gene Ontology annotation, molecular function: metallocarboxypeptidase activity; zinc ion binding. The record is from RefSeq and is a predicted model, not a curated record. Gene Ontology annotation, biological process: proteolysis. NCBI's taxonomy places the organism in Eukaryota, Metazoa, Arthropoda, Insecta, Lepidoptera, Papilionidae. The transcript is spliced from 6 exons.